GUGACGUCAUAAAGGCUGCGCUGUAAAUUGGGGAAAUUAAGGAGCUAACCGCAUCAUCGUAAUCUCUGGAGGCUGUCAGGACAGCACGGGGUUGUUUGAAUCAUGAGUGAACCAGAAGCACGCAGAAUAAAAAGUGAAGAUACGGAGGAACAGAUAGACCUGAUUGAAGUGAAAGAGGAAAAUCUAGAGCUGAAUGAAGUGGAGGAGAAACACCAGAAUCAGGAACCUUAUAAUUCCAUAACUGGAGAAGAAUCUUCUAUUUGCUUAAAGACUGAGAAUAAGUUUUCAGUAAAAAGACCAGAAGUAGAAAAUUCUUUGACCUGCAUAAAAACUCAAAAAUGGCAUCUUCAGGAUCAUAAAAGGACUUACUCUGAAGAAAAGAUUUUCACAUGUCCUCAAUGUGGAAAGAGUUUCAUAAAAAAAGAAAGCCUUAAGUAUCACAUAAAAAUUCACUCUGGAGAAAGUCUUUAUACAUGUCAUCAUUGUGGAAAGAGUUUCACAUAUAAAGCACAUCUUGUGGAGCACAUACGAAUUCACACUGGAGAGAAGCCUUUCACGUGCCCUCAGUGUGGAAAGAGUUUCACACAAAAAGGACAACUGAACCGUCACAUAAAAAUUCACACUGGAGUGAAGCCUUUAAAAUGCCAUCAGUGUGGAAAGAGUUUCAAAAAAAAAGAAAGCCUCAAGUAUCACAUAAAAGUUCACUCUCGAGAAAGAUGUUAUACAUGUCGUCAUUGUGGGAAGAGUUUCAUAUAUAAAGCACACCUUGAGGAGCACAUACGAAUUCACACUGGAGAGAAGCCUUUCACGUGCUCUCAAUGUGGAAAGAGUUUCAAACAGAUAAGACAUCUUAAAAGCCAUUUAAAUAUUCACUCUGGAGAGAAGCCUUUCACAUGUCCUCAGUGUGGAAAGAGUUUCUUACAAAAGGUAACCCUUAAGUAUCACAUGAGAAUUCACACUGGAGAGAAGCCUUUCAUAUGCCCUCAGUGUGGAAAGAGCUUCAUAAAAAAAGAAAGCCUUAAGUAUCACACCAAAAUUCACUCUGGUGAAAGCCUUUAUACAUGUCAUCAUUGUGGGAAGACUUUCACAUAUAAAGCACACCUUGAGGAGCACAUACGAAUUCACACUGGAGAGAAGCCUUUCACGUGCCCUCAGUGUGGAAAGAGUUUCACACAACAAGGACAACUGAACCGUCACAUAAAAAUUCACACUGGAGAGAAGCCUUUCACUUGCCCUCAGUGUGGAAAGAGUUUAAAAAAAAAAGAGAGCCUGAAGUAUCACAUAAAAAUUCACUCUCGAGAAAGAUGUUAUACAUGUCAUCAUUGUGGGAAGAGUUUCACAUAUAAAGCACACCUUGAGGAGCACAUACGAAUUCACACUGGAGAGAAGCCUUUCACGUGCCCUCAGUGUGGAAAGAGUUUCACACAAAAAGGACAAAUUAAUCGUCACAAAAGAAUUCACACGGGAGAGAAGCCUUUUACGUAAAACAUCAGUGUGUAAAGAGUUUCACACGGGCACAAAGUUUCAAAUUUCAUCAGCAGUUUCUCUCUGGAGAAAAGCAAUUUAACUGUGAUCAGUGUGGACAGAAAUUUGUUUCAUCAAACUUUAGAAGACACCUUAAAACUCACUCAAAUGAGAAGCCCUACUUGUGUUAAAUUUGUGGGAAGAAUUUUGUGUUUGCCAAGUAUUUAAAUGUCCACCAGAUAAUACAUAUAGGUGUUAGAGCUCAUGUGUGCUCGGAGUGUGGAAAAGCCUUUACUAGACUUAAAGAAUUGAAGCGGCACAGAAGAAUCCAUCCAGAAUCCAUCCAAAAUUGUCACAAUAACAGCUUUAUCUCAUGAAAAUGACGUGACUUUGGCAACAUUUUUGCAAAAUGAUAUUGCUGCAGUUCCAUGGUGAAAUGUCCACUCUUCUGCAGUUGAAGAGUCUGGUCUUGCCUUCUCAGUCUGUCAUUGUGCCACUUGUAAGGUGGGUUUUUCCAACUACAGUGGUUCGAGCUGGAGGAAUGCAGAGGUGACUAAAGAAAUGUUAACAGCAAGAUUGAAUAAAACCGUGCAUUUCUAGUCUAGUACCACCUUCUGCUAAUUAUACCAAUGAUGGAAAUGAGCACAGUUAGAAUAGCUAAUAAUGUGGGAGAGCAUUGUUUAGAACCGUACUAUGACCUUAUUGUUAUGCAGUAUGGAGCACUUGAAAGUACUGUAUAUAGUUUACACCGUGCUAGAAACUAGACAUCGAUUAAUUUGAUAAUUUUUAAUAACAGUAAUGUGUUAAAAGGUUACUUUAGAUGGUUACAAUUUAGAUAUAAUUGUUACAAAUUGGAUGUAUGAAAUAUGUGUAUGUAUAUGAAACCAGUAUGGAUAUUAUCUGAGUGAGAGGAUGGAGGAUAGAAAGAGAGAGAGAGAGAGAUGCCAUUGAGAGCUAGAGUCUGGCCUUAUGGCCUGUAACUCAGUCACCCAAGAUCAGAGAGAAGAGAAAAUAGCCCAGAGCAUAAGUUAUAAUCCUCUUUUAUCCAUUCCUUGACCAUAAACAGACCAGAUACAUUCAAACUGACUAAAGAGCAGACCAGCUUUAACCCCCAUUGUAUUCUAAUUUUGGCCAUUUGCAGAGUCCCAAUACACAAACACCUCAGCCAACAGGCUGAUAGAUCACUAUGAGCACCCUCUGUAUGUCUUGGAAUGCAAGAGGUGGUCUGUUUUCACAAAGGAAUAUGGGUUGUAACACAGAAAUGAAAUUCUUUGUUAAUUUUUAAUCCUACACACUGGAGCAGAGUGGUCCGAUUCACCUCCACCAGUUGCAGAUUUGUGUUUUGCAUAAUAGCAGCAGAUGUGGGAGACGGGAAAUUUAGUGCCAGAGCCGCUCAGAAAGACUCUAGAGUUUUCUCAGAAUGGAGCCAAAAACAUUUGUACAAUUGUAGUGAGCAGAAUAGCAUCUCAGAAUGCACAACAUGUCGAACCUUGAGGUGGAUGGGCUACAACAUCGAAAGACCACGUCGGGUUCCACUUCGGUCAGCCAAGAACAGAAAGCGGCAGUGGGCCUACCAUUUGUGUACCUCAACAGAAAUCGAGAUUCAUUAGACCAGGGUAUGUUUUUCCAGUCUUUAACUGUCCAGGUUUGGUGAGCCUGUGCCCACUGCAGCCUCAGCUUUCUGUUCUUGUCAAAAUCCCAGGAGAUCAGCAGUUACAGAAGUACUCAAACCAGCCCGUCUGGCACAAGCAAUCAUCCAUGCGAUUAUCUAAUCAGCCAAUCGUGUGGCUGCAGUGCAUAAAAUAAAUGCAUAUACGGGUCAGGAGCUUCAGUUAAUGUUCACAUCAACAAUCAGAAUGGGGAAAAUGUAAUCUCAGUGAUUUGGACCAUGGCAUGUUUGUUGGUGCCAGAUGGGCUGGUUUGAGCAUUUCUGUAACUGCUGAUCUCCUGGGAUUUUCACACACAAGUGUCUCUAGAAUUUACUCCAAAUGGUGCCAAAUACAAAAAACAUUCAGUGAGCGGCAGUUCUGUGGAUGGAAAUCUCUUGUUGAUGAGAAAGGUCAACAGAGUGGUUUGAACUGACAAAGUCUAUGGUAACUCCGAUAACUGCUCUGUACAAUUGUAGUGAGAAGAAUAGCUAUUCUGAGAUGCGGAUUGGUGCUGUUUUAGUAGCACGAGGGGAACCUACAUAAUAUUAGGCAGGUGGUUUUAAUGUUGUGACUGAUCGGUGUAUAUACACAACCUCAAUUUUGAAAAAGUUGGGACAGUAUGAAAAAUGCUAAUAAAAACAAAAAUGAGUGAUUUGUAAAUUAUAUUCACCCUUUGCUAUAUUGAAAGCACUACAACUACACGUUAAAUGCUGUUUUACCUUGUGAAUUUUAUUUAUUUUUAUUUUUUCAAAAGUACAGUCAUUUCAAAUCAGAUGAUUGCAACAUGCUCCAAAAAAGUUGGGACAGUUGAGUGUUUUCCACUGUGAAACAUCACCAUUUCUUCUAAUAGCACUAAUUAAGCAUUUAGGCACUGAAGACACGAGUUUAAGUUUAGAAAGUGGAUUGUCCCCCCAUUCAUCCAUUAUGCAGGUCUUCAGCUGCAAAAUUGUACGGGGUCUUCGUUUCCGUAUUGUGCGCUUCAUAAUGCACCAUUAUGAAGUAACAUUCUCAAUUGGAGAUGGUCAGGACUGCAGGCAGGCCAAUCUAGCACCUGCACGCUCUACUUCCACUACUACUUUACUUUCUACAUUUUUCACUGAUGUUACGUAAAAGGCUUCUCUCCUGUGUGAAUUUCGUAUGUGGUUUGAAGUUGUCCUGCUGGAAAAUGCUGGGACGUCCCUGGAAAAGACAUGCUGGAUGGCAGUACAUGUUGCUCCAAACUUUUUACAUAUCUGUCUGCAUUAAUGGUGCCCUCACAGAUUUACCCAUGCCAUGGGCACUGACACACCCCCAUACAGUGACAGACAGUGGCUUUUGGACCUGACGCUGAUAACAGUUUGGAUGGUCCUUUCCUCUUUGGCCCGGAGAACAUGACAGCUGUGUUUUUCAAAAACUAUUUGAAAUGUGGACUCGUUGGACCAUAAAACAUGGUUUCACUGUUUUACUUUCCGUCUCAGAUGAGGCAGAGCCCAGAGAAGUUGGCAGCGCUUCUGGACAGUGUUGAUGUAUGGCUUCUGCUUUGCAUAUUAAAGUCUUAACUUGCAUCUGUGGAUGCAGCGGCGAGUGGUGUUGAUUAACAAAGGUUUACUAAAGUAAUCCCAAGCCCAUGUACAUGAUAUCCAUUACAGAUUAAUUAUGUUUUUUAAGACAGUGACGUCUGAGGGAUCGGAGAUCAUGCACAUUCGUCUUGCCCUUUACGCACCAAGAUUCCUUGUUUUGACACUAUAUGUUUUAACUAUAUUGUGCAUUGUAGAGGGUGAAAUGCCCAAAAUCCUUCCAAUUUGUCUUUAUGGAACAUUGUUCUCAAAGUACUGGAUUAUUUGCUGAAGCAUCUGAUGGCAAAGUUGUUGUUAGUUGUAGUGCUUUCAAUAUAGCAAAGGGUGAAUAUAAUUUACAGAUCACUCCCUUUUGUUUAUAUUAGCAUAAAUCAUUUCCUCUCUUUGUUCAAACAUGCUAGUAUUUUACCUAACAAUUCUUAGCAACUGGAUCAAAGCUAUCUCAGAAAAACGCUUAUCUUUCCAAGAGUAACUUAAAACAACAUUUUCAUUUAACAUAUUUAACUCUAAACAGAACUUGAAACAGAAUUAUAACCCCAAAUUACUUGUAAAUGGCAAUUAAUAGCAUCCACAAAUAGUCCCCAAACCUUGCACAGACUUAACUUGUUAAUUAUUCAAAUAAUAACAAUAAUGGUGUUGUUUUUAAUGGUGUUUCAUGGUUUUGGUUGUUUUAUUAUUGUGUUGUUGGAAUUGAGGAGCUUUUGAUGUGGCGAUGCAUGUUGACUAAGUGUAUAGUCUAAUAUUUACAUAAAUGCAAAUGGACUGUGGUGUAAUUUAUUCAUUUAUUGCAGUUGUUGUCUGCUGGACUAUUUUGUUUUUGUGUUAUGAGAUCUUUAAUAAAACUUGGUCUAUUUCGAUUAGAA
Molecule: messenger RNA, 5532 nt
Organism: Myxocyprinus asiaticus (Chinese sucker)
Lineage: Eukaryota; Metazoa; Chordata; Actinopteri; Cypriniformes; Catostomidae
Product: gastrula zinc finger protein XlCGF57.1-like
Exons: 3
Coding region: 103-1485 (460 amino acids)
Source: RefSeq, a predicted model, not a curated record